Messenger RNA from Ictalurus furcatus (blue catfish), 751 nucleotides. It is a transcript of the gene eve1, whose product is annotated as even-skipped-like1. The record is from RefSeq and is a predicted model, not a curated record. Lineage: Eukaryota; Metazoa; Chordata; Actinopteri; Siluriformes; Ictaluridae. Bases 20 to 751 code for a protein of 243 amino acids. Gene Ontology annotation, molecular function: DNA-binding transcription factor activity, RNA polymerase II-specific; RNA polymerase II cis-regulatory region sequence-specific DNA binding. The transcript is spliced from 3 exons. Gene Ontology annotation, biological process: regulation of transcription by RNA polymerase II. Gene Ontology annotation, cellular component: nucleus.
CGGGAAUCGUUCGAGGACAAUGUUGGCAGAGGGCAGAGAGUCCCCUGUCUUUUCCGUUUCUCAUGCUGAUAGUGACAAUGGGGAGGAGGAAUCGUGCACGCGCAUGGCCCUGCUAAACGGCGUUGACCAGAGUCGGCGGCACAGGACAGCGUUCACGCGGGAGCAGCUCGCGCGCCUCGAACAGGAGUAUUGCAAAGAGAGUUACGUGUCACGGGCCAGACGGUGCGAACUGGGGGCGGCCCUUAACCUGCCAGAGACCACCAUAAAGGUCUGGUUCCAAAACAGACGGAUGAAGGAUAAGCGACAGCGCCAUAGUCUGAGUUGGCCUCACCCACUGGACCCAAAUCUGUGUGCCUUUAUGGUGAGCCAGGCAGUGACAGGGUUGCCAUACCCACUGCUGCCCCACAUUCCCCUGCAGUUGUACUCUCAACUGGGGGUGGCAGGUAUGCCAUCUCUCUCUGGUCUGUCUAGUCCCUACAGUGCUGGCUGUGUGAGACCACUGAACACUGUACUACUUCCACACUCACCCUACACUAGGAUUGGUGGGCUUCAUUCUCCAGUCCUCUACCCUCCACUGCCCACAAUGCAACAUCCUAAAACCUGUCCUUGCCCCUACUGCCUCCACUGGUCUCGACCAGACCGAGUACACAAAGCUAGAGGUGGAGUUGGUCUUGGGUUGAGUCUAGCCAGUAGCUCAGAACCCUCAGUUGCACUAUUAGAUUGCAGAGAAGAAAUACAUUUGCCCCAGUGA